Molecule: messenger RNA, 1523 nt
Organism: Durio zibethinus
Lineage: Eukaryota; Viridiplantae; Streptophyta; Magnoliopsida; Malvales; Malvaceae
Source: RefSeq, a predicted model, not a curated record
UUCGACCAGACAAUUACUUUAUUUUUCCGCAGUACUCUCUCACCGAAGCCGUCGAACCAAACCAAGUUCCUCCAAAACCUAGGCCCUGUAGUGAUUUCAGUCUCAAGUGAUAGCCCAAAACAUUAAAAGAAAGGAAAAAAAAAACCCUAGGUCCGGAAAUCACAGUGGCGCCCAAAACGUGAAUCACCACAUAAUACUUCAUCCCUUCGCAUGGCAGCUUGUUAAUUUGCAGAGGGCUGUCGUUGGAAAGGAUUCAAACUUCCAAGACCACUAAAAGUACAAAAUCGACCUCUUCAACCGGCAAAUCUAACUCUAAUCCCCCCCCCCCCCACCAAAAAAAUCCUUAGGUCUGGGAACAAGAAAAGAAUAUUAGAAAAAGAUAAUGAAUGCUGCAGUGUCAUUCAUGGGAGGAACCAACGGCGACAAGAAGGGCUUGACUGCAACACUGGCAGCCAACCCAGGAGAGCUUAAGCUCCGAGCUUCCCUAUUAGACACCAAUUUCACAGAUGGUUCCACCUUAAACCUUGAUGACCUAUUACUCUCUGUUGAGAAGCCUGGUUCUUUCAUCAUCGACUUUGACACUUCCAAAAAGGAUGUUCAAUUUCAGUUCAUGAACACGUUGAAAGUGGAGGGUAAACAGGUAAAUUGGACAUACUCUCAUGGGAGGAAUGAGAACCGGACAGUACUGGACGGGACCCUGUUGUUAGAUACGGCCAACAAGGUAUCCGCAAGCCAUGAGCUCGGUUCUGUUAACUGCAAGUUGAAGUACAGUUAUGUGCAUAGAGGACUGACAACGUUUGAGCCCUGCUAUGAUUUGGCCAAGAAGUCUUGGGACUUAGCCGUGUCAAGGAGAGUUCUAGGUGGUGAUCUAAUCAAAGCCACCUAUGAGACAUCGAGUAGGGUUUUGGGUGUGGAGUGGUCGUGUAGCUCAUUGGUCAAUGAAGAUGGAAGGAUUAAGGUUUCAGCAUCUUUCAAUCUGGCAGAGGGUUUACACACGCCAAAACUAAGUGUCCAGAGUAUGUGGAACUUUCAGGCAUAGUUUCCCGAUAAUGUGCUUUGAUAUAUAUUUUUUUUUGGUAACAUAUAAAACAGAUAGUUAUAUUCAAUAUGCUAUCAGCCUGUACCUUGUUCAUAUGAGAUUCCACUUUAGGUAUCAUACACUGUUAGCAUUAGUUUAGCUCCAAAGCAAGAAAUUGGCUACCCUGGAAUUGUCGACUGUUAUUCUUAAUCUUCUCUAAUCAAGGUGAAUUUUGCUUCUCUUAUGCACUGAAUCUGAUGCAACCAUGAAGUUCUGUCAACCAUCCUUGACUUUUUAGAUGCAAGAAUUUGUGCUAUAAAAAAUUUGAAGGUGUAGUCAAAAAGUUACUUCUGGUGGAAACCUUGACAUAUAUCUUGAAAUUCUGCCAGAAAAUUUAUUUGCAUUUGGUAUAUGUUUUUAUGAAUGAAGAGCGUUUAUGAACUCAAGUAUAUAGGAAGACAAAAUGUGGGUUAAAUGAAUUAGAUAUUACUCUAUUUAGACAACA